AUGUCGGCUAAUCUUAUGUCCCGAACUCCCUCGACUGCGACGCCUACGUGGCAUCACUUCGAGCGGAAGCUCGAGGAGGUCAAGCCUUCCAAGACUGAUAUCAACUAUUUGGUCAUGGAUUACCUCAUCACAAAUGGCUAUCCUGCCGCUGCGAACAAAUUCGCAGUUGAGGCCAAUAUCCAACUCAGAACAGACCUGGAAUCUAUCCAGGAGCGAGUUGAGAUCCGGACUGCGAUUUACUCGGGUGAUAUCCAGUCGGCUGUUGAAAAAAUCAACGAGCUCAACCCUCAGAUUCUUGAUGAGGACCCAUCUCUGCACUUUGCCCUGCUGCGCUUGCAGUUGGUUGAGUUGAUCCGCACCUGCAUGGCCAUCCCAGGCAGCGACAUCAGCCCAGCCCUGGACUUCGCGACCUCGCAGCUUGCACCUCGUGCUCCCACGAAUCCCCAGUUUCUGGAGGACCUCGAGCGCACACUUGCCCUAUUGAUCUUCCCCAGUGACAACUUGGACCCGUCCCUUGCAUGUCUUCUGGACCCCGCGCUUCGUAAAGAUAUCGCUACCCAAGUCAACGAGGCCAUUCUGCAGAGUCAGGGCGCUCGUAAAGAGGCCCGUCUGCGCAAUCUUGUGAAGCUUCGGGCGUUUGCCGAAAGGAAGGCCCGAGACGCCAAGAGAGACAUUCCAGACACCCUGGACAUUGGCUUAGUCGGCGAUUCUCACAAAAAAUCCAGUAAUGAUCUUGCUACUAACAUUUCCGACACCUUGAUAUCUCACAACAGUGAUGUUGACCCAAUGAUCUCCUGA
Molecule: messenger RNA, 798 nt
Organism: Penicillium canescens
Lineage: Eukaryota; Fungi; Ascomycota; Eurotiomycetes; Eurotiales; Aspergillaceae
Product: glucose-induced degradation complex GID8
Exons: 4
Coding region: 1-798 (265 amino acids)
Biological process (GO): proteasome-mediated ubiquitin-dependent protein catabolic process
Cellular component (GO): nucleus; cytoplasm
Molecular function (GO): protein binding
Source: RefSeq, a predicted model, not a curated record